Molecule: messenger RNA, 1283 nt
Organism: Carassius carassius (crucian carp)
Lineage: Eukaryota; Metazoa; Chordata; Actinopteri; Cypriniformes; Cyprinidae
Gene: tnfb
Product: tumor necrosis factor b (TNF superfamily, member 2)
Exons: 4
Coding region: 61-786 (241 amino acids)
Biological process (GO): immune response
Cellular component (GO): membrane
Molecular function (GO): tumor necrosis factor receptor binding
Source: RefSeq, a predicted model, not a curated record
GCAGAUAACUUCAGUUCAAAAGCUCACUCAAUAAGGAACACAUCUCAGAGAACUAACAGUAUGGUGCAAUACGAAACAACAGUAGAUCUGGAAGCCGGCGCAGGGGGAGUUUAUCAGACAACAGUGGUACCCUUACCGCUGAAGUCCUCCAGAAGCUGGAUAUGGAAGACAGUUGCUGCUGUCGCUUUUCUCGCCCUCUGUGCAGUGGCGGCUGUUUUCUUCGCCUGGCAUUUAACGGACCAAAAAGAAAUUAAAUUUUUUUCGGAGAAACAAAUCAGCCCACAAUCAGAGCAAGAAAGAAUGCUGAAGCAGAUUGCGGAGAAAACAAAAGCAGCCAUUCAUUUACAUGGUGAGCAUAACAGCAACCCGAAAUCAGAUUCUCUGAAGUGGGUAAGCGGCGUGGAUCAGUCGUUUGAACAGGGCGGCCUCAAGCUGGACAACAAUGAGAUUCACAUUCCCGCCGACGGCCUUUACUUUGUAUACAGCCAAGUGUCCUAUGCCAUACAGUGCAAAUUGGACGAAAACAAUGAAGACGAUGAUGCUAUGAAAUUCCUGAGCCACAGCAUCUGGCGUUAUACGGAUGCGGUGGAACAGUGGAAGCCUCUGCAGAAUUCGGCCCACUCUGUAUGCCAGUCAAAAGAUGAUGGGAAGACCACGUACAGCACCAUCUACCUGGGUGCCGUCUUUAAGCUCAUGGAGGGCGACAAGCUGGCGACCAAAACCAGCCGCAUGACCGACGUCGAAGAAGAUUAUGCCAAAACUUUCUUUGGAGUGUUUGCCCUGUAAUUUGUUAGCCACAUGAGUUGUGUGGCACGGUAUGAAGACAAGUGUUUUACGUUAAAACUUCCAAAGUAUGUUCUCAGGGCAUUCGCUUUAAAGUAGUUUGACUAAUGCUGAGUCCUUAUUGCAUUGUAACAUAAUGUUUUGGUUCUAAAAAACAUCAGAUGCAGUGAGAGCCGUGCACUGUGUACUAUGUACUCAGUCAUGAGCGCUAUACCAAGGGCACUACAACUCCUAUAAUUAUUUUAAGCUAAUAUGAUGUUUAUUAUCUUACGUGUUUCGUUGUAGAAAUAAUAAGGAAUUUAAAGGUUCGAAAAAACAAUGGUAUUUGUGGUAUAUUGACCUAUUUAUAACUUUUGAGCGUAUUUAAUGUAUUUUAUUUUUUAUGUCCUAUUUAUGUAUUUAUUAACUAUUAUAUAUGCUAUAAUGUAUCAAAAUGAAUGUACUGAAAUUGUGUUUGACACUCAUCCUGUGAUUCUGACAUUUUAAUUUGGAAUAAAUGU